GGGCAGCAGGGGUAAGCUGAUGAAUAUUAAGCCUUCAGAAUGUGGCUUAGAUUGCAAGACUAGGCUGCAAGCAAUUUAUUUAUCAUUGUGUGAUUCAUUUCAAAUUUAGGUCGAUGCACAGUUUUUGCCCAGGGAUGCUCUAGCUGAUUGUGUGUCUGUAGCCUUACUUUAAUCUGCUGUGCAGGUCAUACACUUGAAUUGAAAAACAUCUCUCCAACGCUGACAGUUCAUUACUCAUCCCUCUGGAUCCUCUUAGCAUUUGUUCCAGAGAUAUCUUUACUUUGGUUUAUAAAAUAUACAUUGGAGGAACAUGUCUUUCUGAAUGCACCAAAUACAUGUGUCUCAAAAGAUGCUCUUGGGGAAGACACUUGAAUUUCCUACCAAAGUAUUAUUUUCUUUCAUGUUCAAUCAACAUAGUUCAAAUGCUGGAUUAAGUAUGAUAAAAGCUCUAGGGCCAGGAGAUUGCAUCAGAGUAUGUGUUUGGCUUGAUUUUUUUAAUAACAUUUCAUUAAGACACUGUAGCUCUUACUACUAUUUACAUGUAAAAUUAAAAAAAAAAACAUAUGAGAAAUGCACAUAGAGAAGGGUAAUAGUCACUUGCAUAAAGUUAGAGCAAACCUUCAUUUUGAAUGCAGACAUUUUACAAAUUUGCAGUGAAUCUGUUGCUAACCCUACAGCUCUGGAAGAAGAUUUGCCAAAACCAUUUUGUCUGAAGGUUUUGCUUUUGACUACUGUCAGUGUAGUAUUUUCUUUCAGGCAGUGUUCUGGUAAGCCAUAUGUACCUACAGGUAACUUGCUUAUUAAGUCUGUGUGCUGGAAAUGGGCAUCCUCUCCCACAUACUGGUCAGGUUCUGCACAAUGCCGUUCCUUGCUGGCAGGUGACUCCUGUAAAUUUUCAAUGCUGAGGAAUAUGUCGCUGGAUUUUCUCAUAUGCAGCCAUUUGCAUUUAUACAUAAGGCUGUUUUGUCUUACUAGUUGUCACUUAGACUUGUAUAGAGUAUUAUGAGAGGUCUGCAAGUGUGAUGCUGAUAUAGGGGCUGGGUAACACUGCAUUUUCUGGCCUGUUAGACAAAGGCAUGCACUUGACAAAGAAGCUAACAGUGCUCUUGGUCAUACUUGGAUAUCAGAAUGUAUUAGAAGAGACAGAAGUUUAUGUACUCCAACUGAUAGUUCUACAUUUCUGGAAAGUAGUGUGGUUUUCUGCAGCUUGUUCUGCGUUUGUAUAAAAUAUGCUGUUGUUUAUUUUCUGACACUUCAUCACAACUUAGUUUUUUUGGAACAAACUAGGUAACAGUUCCAUCUGGCAUCCUAUGGUUCUGUUCAGGUUAGAUGGCAUUCGUUAUUGGAAUAGUUGAUUAUUAUAUUAUUUUCCACUGAAAUACAGGUGCUCUGCUUAACUGUGAGAACAUGUGCAAACAUUGAAAAGCCUUAGCAUAAAUAUUAAAGGACACUCAAGUUUUCCUUUCAAAAGCUUGUGAUGUUAAAAGAGAUAAGAUUUAUAGUGGUGUGUUAAAUACAUCAGAGUAUUCAGGUAAUACUAAGCAGUGGUAUUACUAUGUUAACUCUUUUGUCAUACUUGACCUGGUGUUCUGCUGUGACACAUCUUGAACAUUCUUGCACAUUGACAGUGACAUUCAGUUUACUGCUUUCUGAGAGCAGCUACUGAAAUUUAGUUAGUUUAGGAGGAACUUCAGUAACUCACGCUCUGAGAGUAUAACUCAUUCAUCACUACUGUUAGUUCAGCCUGACUUCAAGCUGUGAAAAUUAUAUAAAUGUCUUGACUGCUAUCACUUGUGAUGUCAAAGAGCACAUGGGUAUAGGUAAGUAUAUAUUAAUAUUUAGCUUUCAGUCUGAAAGUUGCCCAGAGGAGAAUCGUUAAACUGUAAAUCAUGAAACAUGACUUGCAAUUUUUUUUAUGUAAUCUGUUAUACCAUCCGUAUUUUUUAUGGUGUACAUGAUAAAAUAUCAGCAGAGUUAAUUUAUGGGAGAAGAGCAAGGUGACUUCAAAUUAAACCAUAACAAAAGGAUGUUAAGGCAAAGGAAUCUGUUUUUUGUUCUAUUUAAUAAAUUUCAUUUAAUUUCCUACAAAUCUUCCACCUGGGUACAGCUGACUCUGGUGUCACUCAGGUGCCAUGCCCCUCAGAACUCCUGGAGCGUGGGGGGCCAGGAGCUGUCCUUCAUUGGGCCAGGGUGUGCCUGGCACCACUCGCUCGCUCACUUGGGCUUGGAGCCUCACUUCUCACGUGUUCAUGUCUCAUCCUUUUCCUCCUUAACAGGAUCCAUACUAUAGAUUUAAUGAUGUGAUGUACAGAUGGAUUUCACUAGAUAACUGGACUUACAGCAGGACAUUCAAAACUCCUUUUGACGUCAGAAAGUGGCAGAAAGUGAAUUUGGUUUUUGAGGGAGUGGAUACAGUAGCACAGGUCCUGCUCAACAGUGUCACUCUCGGGAGAACAGACAACAUGUUCAACAGAUAUAGCUUUGAUAUUACCAGCGUGAUCCAGGAGGUCAAUUUUGUUGAAGUCCGUUUCUUGUCAGCCAUUUCAUAUGCAGCAGAGCAGAGCAGAUGUCACAAAGCACACAGCAUCCCUCCGGCGUGCCCUCCACCUGUGCAGAAAGGAGAGUGCCACGUUAAUUUCAUCAGAAAGGAGCAAUGUUCAUUUAGUUGGGAUUGGGGCCCUUCUUUUCCCACUCAAGGAAUCUGGAAAGAUGUUAGGAUUGAGGCCUAUAACUAUUAUCACCUGAUUUACUUUUCUGUAACGCCUUUCUUUGCAAAGAGUGCUCAGCACUGGUAUCUUGAAGUUGAGUCUAUUUUUGAUGUAGUCAGCUCCAAGACAAUUGCAGGUCUUGUGACUGUGAACAUUCCCAAGUUACAAACGCAGCAAACGUUCAGUGUGAAACUUCAACCUGGAGAAGGCAGCAUUGUGCUGCUUGUAAACAUCAACAAGAGUGCUGCAGUGGAGGCUUGGUGGCCAAAUGGGCAUGGAAAGCAAACUGGAUACAACAUGACAACAACUUUUAUGAUGGAGACAGGAUGCCAGAUUGAGAAGUUUUCAAAGGUUUAUUUUCGGACAGUAGAACUUGUUCAGGAGCCUAUUCCUGGCUCACCAGGUCUGAGUUUCUACUUCAGAAUCAAUGGCCGACCCAUUUUUAUUAAGGGCUCAAACUGGGUUCCAGCAGAUUCUUUCCAGGACAGAGUGACCUAUGACAUGCUGAGGCUACUCCUGAAGUCUGCAGUAGAUGCUAACAUGAACGCCCUUCGGGUUUGGGGAGGAGGAGUAUAUGAACAAGAUGAAUUUUACGAUAUUUGUGAUGAAAUAGGGAUAAUGAUUUGGCAGGAUUUUAUGUUUGCAUGUGCGCUAUAUCCAACCAACCAGAAUUAUUUAGAAUCCGUAAGAGCAGAAGUUUCUCAUCAGGUACGACGUUUAAAAUCUCAUCCAUCAAUUAUUAUUUGGAGUGGUAACAAUGAAAAUGAAGCAGCAAUUGCAAGCAACUGGUUCUCUAUACCUUAUCCUGACAUAGGAGUCUACAUCAACGACUACGUGACCCUUUAUGUGAAGAACAUACGUGAAAUAGUUCUUAGUGAAGAUAAGAGUCGUCCAUUUGUUGCAUCCAGUCCCACCAAUGGCUUGGAGUCAGUUAAAGAAGGCUGGCUCUCCCAGGAUCCUUAUGACACCCAUUAUGGUGACACACACUUUUAUGACUACAACAGUGACUGCUGGAACUGGACAGUUUAUCCUAAAACUCGUUUUGCUUCCGAGUAUGGCUUUCAAUCCUGGCCUUCCUUCAGUACAAUUGAAAAGGUUUCCUCCCCUGAGGACUGGUCCUACACAAGCAAUUUUUCUCUCCAUCGGCAGCACCAUGAAGGUGGCAAUAUUCAGAUGCUUCAAGGGAUUGGGCGUCAUUUCAAGCUUCCCCAGAGCCCAGAUCCUGUAAAGAAGUUCAAAGAUAUGAUUUACCUCACUCAGGUGAUGCAGGCUCAGUGUAUAAAGACAGAAACUGAAUUCUAUCGUUUUAGUCAAAGUGAAAUAAUCAAUGGAGAAGGACACACAAUGGGCGCUCUGUACUGGCAACUCAAUGACAUUUGGCAGGCUCCUUCAUGGGCUUCUUUGGAGUAUGGUGGUAAGUGGAAACUGCUCCAUUAUUUUGCCCAGAACUUCUUUGCACCACUGCUGCCUGUGGCCUAUGAAGACAAAGGGAUGUUGCACAUUUAUGGUGUCUCAGAUUUUCAUGAGGACCACAAGCUGACUUUGAGAGUUGUUGUGUACACCUGGAGCUCUUUGGAGCCUGUAUGCACCCUUGCCGAAGAAGGUGUGACUGUUAUAGCACAGAGUGCUGUCCCCAUCUUCAAGGAGUCUGUCAGUGACCUUCUGGAAAGAUGCAGAAAUUGUACCAGGAGAAGCUGUAUUAUUACUUUCUGUCUCGUGGGAGAAGAUGGGCUCCGGAGUCCUACAAACCAUUACUUCCUUUCAUCACUCAAGGAUGCUGUGGGAUUAGAAAAGACCCAGCUUAGUGCCUCUGUAUCCCAACAAGAUGAUACUUACGCUUUUGUUCUUCAGACCACUGCAAUUGCUCCUUUUGUUACUCUGGAUGUAGGGAGUAUAAAAGGCAGAUUUAGUGACAAUGGUUUCCUCAUGACUGAAAGGAAGAAAGUGGUUGUGUUUUAUCCUUGGGAACCUACCAGUGUUGAAGAACUAGAAAGUUCACUAAUCUUGACCUCUCUACUGGACGUUGUCUGAGAAUACUUCAUUUCCUUCUAGAUAAAGAGUGAAACAGGAGGAGAAAAAAAAGAUUAGAAGAAUUUGACUGAAGUUGAAGUGACAUACACUUUGAGCUGGCUGAAGAACAUACUGUCUAUUCCUGUCAUGUGAAUUUUAACUGCUGGUUCAAUGUAAAGAUACCAACAGCAAAGCUUGCAUAUAAAAUAUGUGAUAUAUUGAAAGC
Sturnus vulgaris (Common starling) is the source of this 4944-nucleotide messenger RNA. The record is from RefSeq and is a predicted model, not a curated record. Lineage: Eukaryota; Metazoa; Chordata; Aves; Passeriformes; Sturnidae.